AUCAUCAUCUACUGUACGAGAACUCAAUACCCAUCAGCAACCAGCAAACAUGCCAGAACUCGCUGUAGGAAUCAAUGGCUUCGGUCGCAUCGGUCGUCUGGUCCUGAGGGCUUGCCUCCAGAAGGGCAUCCAGGUCGUGGCCAUCAACGACCCUUUCAUCGACGUGGAGUACAUGGUCUACAUGUUCAAGUAUGACUCCACCCACGGCCGCUACAAGGGAGAGGUCUCCUACGAGGACGGCAAGCUCAUCGUUGACGGAAAGCCCAUCUCUGUCUUCCAGUGUAUGAAGCCAGCAGAGAUCCCAUGGGGGGACUCUGGAGCGCUGUACGUGGUCGAGUCCACUGGAGUCUUCCUGACCGUUGACAAGGCAAAUGCUCAUGUCCAGGGCGGGGCUAAGCGCGUGGUGGUGUCUGCGCCGUCCCCCGACGCCCCCAUGUUCGUCAUGGGCGUCAACGAGGACAAGUACGACCCCUCCUCCAUGACCAUCGUCAGUAACGCCUCGUGCACCACCAACUGCCUGGCGCCACUCGCUAAAGUCAUCAACGACAACUUCGGCAUCGACGAGGCUCUAAUGACCACAGUGCACGCCUACACCGCCACCCAGAAGACCGUGGACGGGCCCAGCAGCAAGGCCUGGCGCGACGGGCGCACCGCCGCCCAGAACAUCAUCCCAGCCUCCACCGGCGCCGCCAAGGCCGUGGGCAAGGUCAUCCCCGAGCUCAACGGGAAGCUGACCGGCAUGGCGUUCAGGGUGCCAGUGGCUGAUGUGUCCGUGGUGGACCUGACGUGCCGUCUGACCCGGCCCGCGACCUACAGCCAGAUCAAGGAGGCCGUGAAGAAGGCCUCAGAAGGGCCCCUGAAGGGCGUGCUGGGCUACACCGAAGACCAGGUGGUGUCCUCUGACUUCAUCGGUGACACCCACUCCUCCAUCUUUGAUGCCGGUGCAGGGAUCUCUCUGAACGACAACUUUGUCAAGCUUAUUUCCUGGUACGACAAUGAGUUUGGCUACAGCCACCGCGUGGCCGACCUGCUGCUGUACAUGCACUCCAAGGAGUAGACCCUCCCAGCAGCCGAGGAAGGCAGCCAUGGACUGGCCCAUGUAACAUCCACCCCCCCCCCUCCCCAACCUCACACACACACACAUUGACCCAUUGACAAGCCCCAUAGCACUGCUACUGGAGUAGGGGGCCGUUGAUACGUCACUCUGUUGUCAAACGUUUAGUUUCUGUUUUCUUUGCUGAUUAGGCGGUGAGCCAGUGGAAGUGUUUCUUGUGUCUGUGUGCCUCUCCGAGUCCAGCUGUCUCUCUUUAAGUGUUUAAGUUGUUAUGGCAGAUUAACAUCCAAACUACCGUACCCAUCCAUGUCCCCUAUCGAUGUGCACUGACGGCUGAGUGGAAGGAGGAGACGCGUGUGCUAAGGAGCUUCUGUGUUGUUGCUGAGAGUAACGAGAAUGAAAAAAUAAAAAUUGUGAAACACUGAACUCUUCUUUUAUGCGGGCU
Molecule: messenger RNA, 1499 nt
Organism: Gadus chalcogrammus (walleye pollock)
Lineage: Eukaryota; Metazoa; Chordata; Actinopteri; Gadiformes; Gadidae
Gene: gapdhs
Product: glyceraldehyde-3-phosphate dehydrogenase, spermatogenic
Exons: 11
Coding region: 50-1057 (335 amino acids)
Biological process (GO): glucose metabolic process
Molecular function (GO): NAD binding; NADP binding; oxidoreductase activity, acting on the aldehyde or oxo group of donors, NAD or NADP as acceptor
Source: RefSeq, a predicted model, not a curated record